AUGGCGGCGCCGGCGCUGCCGGUGGCGGAGCCGCUGUCGCGGGGCUCGGCCGAGCCCAACCCCUUCUCCUUCCGCGAGUUCGUCCGCUCCAAGUCCCGCGGCGGUGAUGGGCCGGGCGGUGACACACAGGCGGCUUGGCCCGGGCCCGUCGCGCCCCCGCUGCCCGCAGUGCCCGCAGAGUCGGGGGACGAGCAGGACGAGGAAGAGGAGUGGAGCGAGAGUUACCAGCCGCUGGCCGUGGAGCAGGCCCACCUGGUCACGCUCGGAGCCGCCCCGGGACCGGCCUCUGGCCCCUGCCGGCAGCCGAGCUACGAGCAGUUAAAAGAAGAGAAUGCUAUUUUGAGAAGCAAGAUCAAUAAGCUUCAGAUUCUGUCUGAAACUCAAGCAGACAAGAUGAGGAAGCUUGAGAAGAAGCUGGAGGAAAACAAAAUCAAAGAAGAAAAAGAAGCACAGGAUUUGGAAGCAAUGGUGCAGCAUGUGGAGCAGAAUCUCCAGUUGAUGACUAAACGGGCUGCCAAAGCUGAGAACAGCGCUGCCAAACUGAGACAGGAAAAUGCACAGCUCCAGGCUGAACUGAGGAGUUCCAGGCUGGAGAACGAGGCACUGCGGGCAGGCCAGGCGGGGUUGGCCACGGCCAAGCAGAACGCAGAGGUGGCCCUGCAGCACCUGCUCCAGGUCACAACCAGCUCCAGAGCAUCCAUCAGGCAGCUGCUCUCCGGAGCAGAAUCCCUACAGCUUGUCGCUGAUCUUCUGAAAUCCAUAGACAGAAUCGCUGAGGUGUCAGAGGAUGGACAGUGAUGACAGCGACUCACACAACACGGAGGACUUUGUUUUCAUAUGGAAACCAUUACUAAAACAUUAAUUUUUAAUACUUGGCCUCUUUUCGACAUGCCAAACUGCAGACCUGGCUUCUCCAUCCUUUCCCGCGGUGCAGCCACAACCAACGGAUCCAUAACCCCGGAAUGGACCAGACUACAUCCCCGGUCCUGCUGGGCGGGGACCGCGGCCCCUUCUCCCCGUGCCUCCUGCAAUUCCCCCACGUUUCGGCUGGGACUCCGCCAGCACCGCAAGUUUUUGCUGGGGCUCUCGUCGCCGUUCAGUGCUCUGGUUGUGCUGGGGGAAAGGCCCGUGGGUCCGCU
Molecule: messenger RNA, 1139 nt
Organism: Cinclus cinclus
Lineage: Eukaryota; Metazoa; Chordata; Aves; Passeriformes; Cinclidae
Gene: ENTR1
Product: endosome associated trafficking regulator 1
Exons: 7
Coding region: 1-798 (265 amino acids)
Biological process (GO): positive regulation of protein localization to cilium; positive regulation of cilium assembly; regulation of cytokinesis
Cellular component (GO): ciliary basal body; recycling endosome; early endosome
Source: RefSeq, a predicted model, not a curated record